AUGACGAGCACGGGUUCGAUUGGAACGGCUACAGCAUUGACGGCUACGACGCCUGCGGCUUCGACACGAGCGGCUUCGACGAGGACGGCAACGACCGCAGCGGCUACAACCAGCGCGACUUCGACAGGAGCGGCUACGACAAGGAGGGCUACAGUGCCGUACGCUUCGACUACAUACAACGGCUACAAUAUGUUCGGCUACGACUCGCAGGGCUACAACGAACGCGGCGACAACUCUUGCGCCUGCGACAGCAGUGGGUACGACAGCAGUGGCUUCGACAGGAACGGCUACACGGGGAGCUGUUACAACAAGCUCAGCUAUGACUCCGCGGGCUAG
This is a messenger RNA of Prorocentrum cordatum, 336 nucleotides long. NCBI's taxonomy places the organism in Eukaryota, Dinophyceae, Prorocentrales, Prorocentraceae. The record is from the annotation of a GenBank genome assembly.